Molecule: messenger RNA, 1163 nt
Organism: Metschnikowia bicuspidata var. bicuspidata NRRL YB-4993
Lineage: Eukaryota; Fungi; Ascomycota; Pichiomycetes; Serinales; Metschnikowiaceae
Product: D-aminoacyl-tRNA deacylase
Exons: 1
Coding region: 405-902 (165 amino acids)
Biological process (GO): tRNA metabolic process
Cellular component (GO): cytoplasm
Molecular function (GO): D-tyrosyl-tRNA(Tyr) deacylase activity
Source: RefSeq, a predicted model, not a curated record
UUGACAAGACAUCCGAGUAGACAUUCCUCCAAGUUGAUGAUGUAUGGAUGUUUUCCUCUGUUAGAGGUUUUAAGUGUCCCACCGUUUGGAUGUGGUCGUGCCGUGUACCCUGGUGACCAUCGAUUGAUAAUGGCGGAUGUUCUAAUACACCAGGGGAACAGAACUACGAGCAGAAGGAUGCUCUCCACGUUAGAUCAAAUUUCGAAAUUGAUCAAAAAAUCGCUGGUAAUUUUUCCGCAACCCACCGACACACCAAUAGGCGCAGUCCUGAUCGUCUGAACAUGGAAUAUUGCCCAACCCUGAAACUAGAAUUCUUCCGGUAUGCGCGGCAUUGCUGAUAAGCCACAAGAUGCGAAAACCAUUCACGACCCGAAAACAAGAUCUAACCUAGCGGGCAAAAUUCGAUGCGGGUCGUCAUCCAAAAGGUCAAGCGUGCGUCGGUAUCGGUAGACGACAUUCUCGUGUCGCUGAUUGGCCGAGGACUUAUGCUUUUGGUGGGCAUUUCCACAGAAGAUACCAGUGACGAUGUGGCCAAGCUUGUGAAGAAAGUCGCCAGUCUCCGCUUGUUCGAGGACUUCUCUGAUCCACCACCAGAACAGGCCAAGUGGUACGGCAAGCCGUGGGCGAAAAGCUUGGCCCAUGACCGUGAGCUCAGCGUUCUUUCUGUAUCUCAGUUCACGCUAUACGGCACGAUCCGCAAAGGCACGAAGCCCGACUUUCAUAAAGCUGCAAAAGGCGGAAGCGCUCGUCCAUUGUAUGAGGAGUUUUUGGCAAACCUCAGGAAAGAGCUUGGGGAUGAAAACCGAGUGAAGGACGGCAAGUUCGGCGAGAUGAUGGACGUGGAGUUGGUCAACGAUGGGCCCGUGACCAUCGUCUGGGACACGCGAGAGAACACAAUAUAAAUACAAUCUAGAGAUAUAGUAAAGCCAAUAGACACCAUCCACGGCCAGAACUACAUAAUCACUGCAAAAAUCUAGAGGUGUGCCCUUUCAGGCUGAAUCUACGGUGAUGCGUAGUUUGUAUAGAACAGGUGCCUGCGAAGAGCCAGCUAGAAACAUCGCAUGCUCUUGGGCACUAGGAUUCUAGUUGCUGGAUGUGACGAACAUGUAGAAGACUAAUGACAGAGAUUGCCAUUUAUAUUUUCAAGUACGGUGUAGAGGAAU